Nerophis lumbriciformis (worm pipefish) is the source of this 3301-nucleotide messenger RNA. RefSeq names its product leiomodin 3 (fetal) (gene lmod3). Gene Ontology annotation, cellular component: myofibril; cytoskeleton; striated muscle thin filament. Lineage: Eukaryota; Metazoa; Chordata; Actinopteri; Syngnathiformes; Syngnathidae. The record is from RefSeq and is a predicted model, not a curated record. Gene Ontology annotation, biological process: actin filament organization; muscle contraction; myofibril assembly. Gene Ontology annotation, molecular function: tropomyosin binding.
UUUGCUCUGUCUGGUGUCGCUGUUCUGACAUUCGUUUUGCCUCCUUUGAUCAAAUUUGAUUUGAGAGCACAAAUAUGUCCAACAAUCGAGAUACAGAGGAUCUCAAUGAGGAGGACCUUGAUGAGGAUGAACUCCUGGCUAUGCUUUCACCCGAGGAGCUUCAAGAGCUCGAGAGUGAAAUGGAUGUUAUCAUUGCGCCAGAUGAGAGCGUUCCAGUUGGACAGAGGCAGAAGGACCAGACGGAAAAGCCUCCGACUGGAAGUUUUGACCACAGGUCGUUGGUUGGCUACCUUUACUUGGAAAAAGAGUCCACACGUAUGCUUGAGGAAGAAAGAGUGCCUGCUACUCUGCUGCCCAGUGAGAGAACUUUGGAGAAGGAGGCAGAAGAGAAAGAAAAAGGAAACAUUGUGGAAGAUGGGCCCGAUGAAGUGAUUGAGAAGGUAAUUGAGGAGAAAGUCGUAGAUAGUACGGGAGGAGUAGAAAUAAUAAAAGAAGUGAUUGAGGAAACUGUUGAAGAGUUUAAAGAGAGCAAUGAAACAGACACAGAGAUCCAUAAGAAAGACGAUGAAGUAGAGUUAAAGCCAGCUGUGAACGAGAAUAAAGAUGAAAGUACGGAACCGCGGGCUGACAGGGACACAGAAAAGGAAACAGAAAGCCACAAAGAUGCAACAACAGAAGUUAAAGAGGGAAGUAAAACGACAGACACUUUGCCUCCCAUCAAGCUCCGAGACGAUGCAAAGAUGAAUGAAUCCAUGGAUAAACCCCAGCAGAAAGAAGAGAAAAAAAUUAAUAAAUUGAAAAUUCCCAACCUGGCACUGAACAAUAUCAAAAUGACGUCACGGCCUUCCGGAAAUGAGACAAACUUGGAGUCGACGCUUGACAAGAUCCGCAACAACAACCCCUCUGUCACUGAGGUGAACCUCAACAACAUAGAAAACAUUCCCAAAGAGAUGCUCCUGGACUAUGUCAACGCCUUGAAGAAGAACAAAUAUGUGAAAACCUUCAGCAUCGCAAACACUGGUGUCGAUGAAAACAUUGCGUACAACCUGGCCAACAUGCUCCGCGAGAACCGCAGCAUCACCACUCUGAACAUGGAGUCCAACUUCAUAACAGGAAAGGGAAUUGUGGCCAUCAUACGUUGCCUCCAAUUUAAUGAAACCCUCACUGAACUAAGAUUUCACAACCAAAGGCACAUGCUGGGCCACCAUGCUGAGACGGAGAUCUCACGUCUGCUCAAGGCCAACAACACCCUCCUGAAGAUGGGGUACCAUUUUGAACUGCCAGGGCCAAGGAUGGUGGUGACUAAUCUCUUGACCAGAAACCUGGACCGCCAAAGGCAGAUUAGAAAGGAGGAUCAGAAGCAACAGCAACUUAAGGAGCAGAGGGACGUCAUGAAGAUGUAUGAGAGUAGUCUAAACCUGCCUCCAGGUUUACUGGAGAUGCUGGGGUAUAUACCACCUCUAGAACUCUUGCAGAAGCAUGGGUUUGUCACAACACCAACAGCAACAACAACACCAACACCAAAACCAACACCAAAAUCAACACCAAAACUAACACCAAAACCAAAAGAACUGAACACCAUCCCUCCUGUGGAAGAAGAGCCGGAGCCCAAGAAGCAGCUUAAACGCAACAGCAUUCCCAAACAAUCCAGUGCUGAACCCCAAAACCCACUGAGGGAUGUCCAGCUAAAAAGAACUCCCAAGAAACGCAACCAUUUUCUAGAGUUAGAUCGAAGGGAUGCCAGCAGAUCAGAUAGAGAAAGUUUCCAACUGAGGAAGACUCCCAAAGUAAAGGACGCAGGCACACAAGGGAUGUCGGAUGAAAAAGCAAACCUGAGCGAUGUGAUAAAGACGUUGAAACCAGUUUCCCGCAGGCGAGUGCCUCCAAAGGUUGAUGAAACCCCACGUGAUGCACUGCUCAAUGAGAUCAAGAAGAGUAACGUGGCUUGUCUUAAAUCUGUGCCGCUCCCUAAAGCCUUGGAAUCAAGUGAAACAAGUCUCUUCUGAGCCUGUGAUUUUAUCAUCUUGCAUGUUUGUACUGUACUUCAACAUACUGCUUUGGAAAUGAACUGUACACACAGUGAUAGGGAACCACAUGUUGAUCACCCAUUCAACGUAUGGUUGUCGUUCCACUGCGGUGUUUGACUAAGCACACUAUGUUGGAUGUUUUGGAUGAAAAUGCAUCAUGGCUCCUGUUAUCUGUGCUUCUAAAGAAGAGUAUGUGUAUUUUAGAGUGCUUUAUGCUCAUUUUCCACACCUUUUGCUACAGUAAGCUUGAGAGUAUUAUUAUAUUUUGUCACCUUCUUACACUAAUGGUGUAAGUCAAAAAGAUUACUUCAGCCCUUAUAAGGUAAUGAUUUGUCUUAAGUUUGCAAUUUCAAAACAAUUCCACAUUGGACUGUAAAUAAAUUUGACAUAUCUCUAAACAAAAAUGGCAGCACUCACCCUAUGGUUAAAAGGCUGCAUACAAUUCUGGAGUGAAUCUUUUGUAAAUCCCCUAUUAUUAAAUUAAAAAUGAUAUGUGAUCAAACAAGACUGGCAUACAACUGUAACACCAACACAACUACGCUAUGUACAUAAGAAAAAGAAUACAGCAUGAAUUUAGUCAACUUUAUUAAUAGCUUUGGAUACACCGCGAUUGGUGGCUGAAAACGUCCCAUAAAACAUAAGAGGACAUAAAACAUAUGAUAGCAUCCAUCGAGUCCAUCUCUCUGAACUGCCUUCAUGCACAAAUUGUGUCGCUGUGCAAGUAAGAAAAGUUUAAGGGAACACCAGCUUAAAUGUCGUCAGUUAAAAAAAGAACAGAUAGAGCGAUGAGUCUUUUCCAGAUACAGGUUGGUUGAUACCAUGGGCAACAGAUAUUGACAAAACAAAAGAGGAUAUUUCUGUUAAAUUCAUAAUUUUGUCCAUCCCUCAAGUCGUUACAAAUAUAACACACACCAACAUCAAACUUAUACAUAUUAUGGUAGGAUAAAGCGAAAAGUGCCAUUCCUUUUCAAUUGCAUAGCAGCGAUCAAAGGCGAUGUGCUCAGGCUCGCCUGUGCUUUCAGCACAUGGUCACACUGUGUGAACAUUUAUUCUAUUUAUAUUCCGGAUUAUAGUGAGAACACAUGUCCACCAGAAGCACACUGGUAUUGGAUCAGUUUUCAUAUGGUUUCUGGAGUGACAAGAUUGACGUUUUGCUGUUAAGAAAAGCUGUGGAUUAUACUUUUUUUUUUUUUUUUUUACAUGGUUCAGAAAUAAAAGCUUGAUGCAUAAUGAGAGAGAGCAAGGUAAAGGCAUCGGAUUUAUUUUCAACAAAA